AUCAGAAGUCAUCGGAUAUCCUCUGAUGCUUCUCAUAUGAUCCAGCAAUAUUGAACACCAGCGGCUUCUGCAGACAUCUUCCGGGUCGACAGAAAGUUCGCCUGUGCUGCACAGAGCCAGGACUGUCUGCAAAGGAGGGGUGCUGCCUGUCCUUUUGAGCUCCUCCUGGUGUGUGAGUGUCGGGUGUGUGUGCACCAUGGCGAGCCUCCUACGUGUAGUGGCGGCCAGCUGCUCUGCCCCUGUGUUCAGCGGAGUUUCCUGUAUGAAGCUGCAGAGUAGCCGUACAAUAAAAUCAUCAUGCAUUCGUUUUUUCAGGACCCAUCAAGCCCUUGGACGAUGUGCCAGUCCAGGUAUUCCAUACAAACAACUCACAGUCGGCGUUCCCAAAGAAAUUUUCCAGAGCGAACGUCGUGUGGCGCUGUCUCCCGCUGGUGUGCAGGCGCUCAUCAAACAGGGUUUCAAUGUCAUCGUGGAGUCCGGAGCCGGAGAGCCUUCUAAGUUCGCUGAUGAACAGUACACCCAGGCUGGAGCAACAAUUAAAGACAUUAAAGAUGUCUUGGCGUCUGACGUGGUGGUUAAGGUCCGUGCUCCCACUUUCAACCCGGCUUUGGGUGUCCACGAGGUGGAGAUGAUGAAGGAAGCAGCCACUUUAAUCAGCUUCAUCUACCCAGCUCAGAACCCUGAGUUGAUGGACAUGCUGUCCCAGAAGAAAGCCACUGUCCUGGCUAUGGACCAGGUUCCGCGAGUCACCAUUGCCCAGGGUUACGACGCACUGAGCUCCAUGGCAAACAUUGCAGGGUACAAGGCAGUUGUGCUGGCAGCCAACAGCUUCGGCCGCUUUUUCACUGGACAAAUCACAGCAGCUGGAAAAGUGCCACCUGCAAAGGUGCUGAUCAUUGGAGGUGGUGUGGCUGGAUUGGCAGCUGCUGGCAGUGCCAGAGCCAUGGGGGCCAUUGUCAGAGGAUUUGAUACCAGAGCUGCAGCUUUGGAGCAGUUUAAAUCUCUGGGCGCAGAGCCGCUGGAGGUGGACAUUAAGGAGUCAGGAGAGGGCCAGGGAGGCUACGCCAAGGAAAUGUCUAAAGAGUUCAUAGAGGCAGAGAUGAAGCUGUUUGCCAAACAGUGUCAGGACGUGGACAUUGUCAUCAGCACAGCUCUAAUCCCUGGUAGGCGGGCACCCAUCCUGAUCACCAAACCAAUGGUAGAGAGCAUGAAAGAUGGCUCAGUGGUGGUGGACCUGGCUGCUGAGGCUGGAGGAAACAUUGAGACCACAGUGCCUGGCGAGCUGUCGGUACACAAGGGAGUGACCCAUAUCGGCUUCACAGACCUGCCCAGCCGUUUGCCAACACAGUCCAGCACUCUCUACUCCAACAACAUCACUAAGCUGAUGAGGGCUGUCAGCCCUGGCAAAGAGAACUUUUACCUGGACGUCAAGGAUUUGUUCGACUAUGGGACCAUGGAUCACGUUGUCAGAGGAUCCGUCGUCAUGCAGAAUGGAAAGAACCUGUUCCCCGCUCCUCAGCCUAACAAUUUGCCAACUGCAGCUCCUCCUAAACCCAAGUCUGUCCAGGAACUGGAGGCACAGAAGGCUGCACAAGUCUCCCCCUUCAGGGCUACACUCACCACUGCUAGCGUGUACACUGGAGGUGUUGCCACCCUGCUGGGUCUGGGUCUGUCGGCUCCUAACGCCGCUUUCACUCAGAUGGUCACCACCUUCGGCCUUGCUGGGAUCGUUGGAUACCACACAGUGUGGGGGGUCACUCCUGCUCUGCACUCUCCACUCAUGUCUGUCACCAACGCCAUCUCAGGUCUGACGGCUGUGGGUGGUCUGUCCCUGAUGGGAGGAGGCUACACCCCAACAACUACUGCUGAGACACUGGCUGUGCUCGCCGCCUUCAUCUCCUCGGUCAACAUUGCUGGUGGUUUCCUGGUGACACAGAAGAUGUUGGACAUGUUCAAGCGUCCCACUGAUCCUCCAGAGCAUAACUACCUCUAUCUACUUCCCGGAGGCAUCUUCAUCGGAGGCUACGCUGCUGCUCUGCAGUCUGGAUACAACAUUGAGCAGAUGAUGUACUUGGGCUCAGGUUUGUGCUGUGUUGGUGCCCUGGCCGGCCUUUCCAACCAGAAAACAGCCCGUCUGGGUAAUGCUUUGGGGAUGAUGGGAGUCGCCGGGGGGGUUGUUGCCACUCUGGGUGCCCUCAAACCGAGUCCUGAGCUUCUGGCACAGAUGAGCGCAGCCAUGGCUGUAGGUGGCACUGCUGGUCUGGCCAUCGCUAAGAAGAUCCAGAUCACUGACCUGCCCCAGCUGGUGGCUGCCUUCCACAGCUUGGUGGGGCUGGCUGCCGUCCUCACCUGUGUGGCUGAAUACAUGAUCGAGUACCCUCACUUCGCCACAGACCCCGCAGCCAACCUCACCAAGAUAGUCGCAUACCUCGGCACCUUCAUUGGCGGCAUCACUUUCAGUGGCUCUUUGGUGGCGUACGGCAAGUUGCAAGGUCUGCUGAACAGUGCUCCCUUGAUGCUCCCUGGUCGUCAUGCUUUGAACGCCACUCUUAUGGCAGGAAGCGUUGGUGGGAUGAUUCCCUACAUGCUGGAUCCCAGCUACACCACAGGCAUCACCUGUCUCGGAUCCGUCUCCGCUCUCUCGGCCGUCAUGGGUGUAACCUUGACAGCAGCCAUUGGAGGUGCUGACAUGCCAGUGGUAAUCACCGUGCUGAACAGUUACUCAGGCUGGGCCCUGUGUGCUGAGGGCUUCUUGCUCAAUAACAACCUGUUGACCAUCGUUGGAGCUCUCAUCGGGUCAUCUGGAGCCAUUUUGUCAUACAUUAUGUGUGUGGCCAUGAAUCGUUCACUGGCUAAUGUGAUCCUGGGAGGCUACGGCACGUCCUCCACCGGUACAGGAAAGCCCAUGGAGAUCACAGGCACACACACCGAGGUUAACGUGGAUCAGACCGUCGACAUGAUUAAAGAGGCCCAAAGCAUAAUCAUCACUCCAGGUUAUGGACUCUGCGCUGCAAAGGCCCAGUACCCCAUCGCUGAGUUGGUGAAGAUGCUGAAAGAUGCUGGCAAGAGAGUCAGGUUUGGUAUUCACCCCGUGGCUGGCCGUAUGCCUGGUCAGCUCAACGUGCUGUUGGCUGAAGCUGGUGUCCCAUAUGAUAUUGUUCUGGAAAUGGAAGAGAUUAAUGAGGACUUCUCUGAGACUGACCUGGUCCUGGUGAUCGGAGCCAAUGACACAGUGAAUUCAGCCUCGCAGGAAGACCCCAACUCUAUCAUUGCUGGUAUGCCUGUUCUGGAGGUCUGGAAGUCCAAGCAGGUGGUUGUGAUGAAACGUUCCCUGGGUGUGGGAUACGCAGCUGUUGACAACCCCAUCUUCUACAAGCCCAACACUGCGAUGUUGCUAGGCGACGCCAAGAAGACUUGUGAUGCCCUGCAAGCCAAGGUCCGCGAGUCCCAGAGCCAGUAAGGCGGCUCUGCUCCAAACAGAAACCCCCACAAAGAGCACAGUCAGAGUGAGAGCGAGGUAGAAGACAAUGAGGCAAAGUUUUUUCCAAAAUUAUUUCAGCAUUAAGAUCAUCUUUUUCUGACUGUGACUCAAAUCAAGUCAGCAAAGAUGAUUGUAAAGGAAAAAAUAAUUGGCAAUCCCUUCCUAUGAUCUAUAAAUAAAAGAAAAGGUUUGUAGUAAAAAAAAAUAAAAAUAGAAAAUAAAUAAAUAAAAAGGCGCAUGUGCAGUAGGAGCCAGGCAAUGCAGAUACUAUAGUUUUUGUAUAGUGCUCCCACUGUGGUAAUGUACUUAAAUACAGAUAUUUUCUCUCUGUGACAUUUCUUUUAUUUCUAGAUAUUAAGGAAGGGUACGUCAAUUAGAUCAAGUGCUUUGUAUAAUCUCUGGAACACCUGAUAGAGUGUCAUCUUAUUAUUAGACACCUAUAUUAAUGUAAAACAACAAUCAGAAAUGCAGAUGCAUUGAAAUGUUAGAUAUGUUAAAGUUCAUUGUUAAGAUAUUUUUAGGAAAAAGUCGUUAAAAGGAAAAUUUUAGAUGAAUUGGAGUGAAUAACAAAAAGUAACAAAAGCAGUUUUAUAAAGGUGAACCAUCAGAGAGAAAGAGGCACUAACAUUUUUCCACACUGUAAAGAGUCCCCGCCAAUCUUUCGCUACAGAGUUUGUUUUUGUUAUAGUAAGGCAAUUAACGUUCCCUUUUAUAUAGAUCUAUUUGCUGAACUGCUUAUGCCAGACACCAUGUCUUCUCUCAAUACCUUCUUUUCUGUACAAGUUAAAGAAAAAAAGCAGAAUAGUGCAACAUUUUUGUAAAGUUCUUUCAGUCCAAGUUUUAUACUGUAUUGGGAGAUUUUUGUAUUCGGUCUAAUAAUUAUCAUAAGCCCAGACAAGGUCUACGUGAUCACGUUUUAGAAGCCAUAGCCAGCCAGAUGAACCUAGUCACGCCAUUUGCUUUUUUUCUUUUCCCUUGAGUGCGUCUUGUGGCCUCCACCCAUGCCGCUAGUGCAGCAAUCACACAUGGAUCCAAAAGCAGAUUUAAAAAAAAAUCCAUUCAAACCUUCUCUAUCAAGCAUUUAAUACAAUAAAAACAAAUGGAUGUGGCCUUUACAAUUGAGACCACAGCUGCCCAGUAAUGCUAGUAAAGACAGUACAAACACUCAUGUAGCUCUGAUAGUUGAAUGGGUUUGAUGAUGUUUUUGACCCAAGUGUGUCCCAUCUUCCUGUGUGGUUCAGAUGUUACAGUACAUGUGAUGUUAGCCCUUGGCGUUUUGCGGUAAAGAAGGUUUUUUUUUUGUUUUUUUUGUACAAGUGAAUGUGGCUCAUCCACUCCAAUAUGUGUGUCCUCAUUCUUGCUCUAGAGGGAAAUGAAGGAUCACUGUUUGUAAAGUAGGGCCAGAUGUUAACCUGACAUCUGUGUGAAGAGUCUAAAACAACAAUGCAGUUUUUUAAAUUAUAUUUUCUCACCACAUUUCAGAAUACAUGAAUUGUUCAUUAUUGACUGAGGAUUUGUCUCAGGAUCAGGAUCUUUUCUUUUCCCUCUCUUUUGUUAAAGCCCAACAUUUGCCAUAAACAUAAACUUGUGCCAAACAUUCCCCAUUUACACUCAACCUCGACAGUCUACGGCGCAAAUAUAGACAGUUUGGCUGCUGUAUAACCCUUGACUUGUUCAAGAAAGGUCACUGACAAAUUGACAGUAACUCCUACUCUACACUUGUCCUUAUUCAGCCGAGUCAAUCAAACUAAAAACACCUAACACCUCCUUGUUUUCACUUCACCUACUCUGAGUUUUUAUGGUCAUGAUACAGUAAAUGAUUUACAAAGAAACGUGGUACAUGGUUUGAGGAAUAACAGCCCAUGAGGUGACAUGUCAGCAGCCUUUGUCAUAUUUAACAGUUUUACAAGUACUGUAAGAAGUUAGUUAACCUGGGACCUGAUACGUUGACCAUGACAACUAUCCUACCUCUCCAUAAAAUGACCAAUAGCUUUUCAUAGGACCUUCAUCAGACCAAUCACCUUUUACUGAAUCUACCGGAGGAUGUCUAACGGACCAGUCAACUUCCAUCAACUAGUCUUACAUCCUAAAACAUGACCAAUUGCCUUCUGUUUUGUGUUCACAUUGCAUUUUUAAACCAUCAGACCUCAGUUUGCUGCUGGCGAAUUUACUGUAUGUUGUGCUAGUGUAGAGCUGCAGAUGUCAUUAGUGUUCAUGAGGGGUUAUUGUUCUUACAUGUCAAUUAACACAAGCAAUUGCAGUCCUUAGCGACUAUUAGAUUGAAAAGUUGGCUCAAUAUUUGUAGCUUGUCGCCAUUUAUGAGGUAUUGAUCAAAUUAAGAGAGUUGGAAAAUAUUGAAAAAUUUACCAAUAUGCCCCCUAAUACCUUUUUGUUUUUUGUUUUUCUUAAGGAGAGUAUUUUUGUAAAGCGGCAUCAUAUUUGUGCAGAGCAACAAUGGGUUUGUGAAGUUGUACAACGUUUCAAUGCACCAUGUUAAGGAAAUAAAAUGAUGAAAUGUACUGUGAAUGUGUUUUUUCCCCUUCUUUUGUUUAUCAUGGAACAUUUUCAUCCCUAAUAAACCUGUAUUUACACUAGA
Seriola aureovittata is the source of this 6077-nucleotide messenger RNA. RefSeq names its product nicotinamide nucleotide transhydrogenase (gene nnt). Gene Ontology annotation, biological process: NADPH regeneration; proton transmembrane transport. Gene Ontology annotation, cellular component: mitochondrial inner membrane. The transcript has 22 exons. Bases 197 to 3460 code for a protein of 1087 amino acids. The record is from RefSeq and is a predicted model, not a curated record. Gene Ontology annotation, molecular function: NADP binding; NAD binding. Lineage: Eukaryota; Metazoa; Chordata; Actinopteri; Carangiformes; Carangidae.